AUGUCGCAACUACCUCCGAGCACUCGCGACAACUGGUCAUACUCGGGUGAUUUUCACGUUGAAGCUAGCGGAAACAAUCGCCACCGUCGCGCAACCGUACCGGAGCUUAAGGCCUUAUUCGACGGUACUGACGGCGCCAAAGAUCGCCCAGCUCACUGGUACGAGGCCCAACUCAUCCACUAUGGAUUGCCUCCCUCCAAGACCAAAGGCACUGCCAAGAUGAGGUUGUUCGACGCCGUCGGCAAGGGUAAUCUCUCCGUGCCUGCUCAUAUUCUCAAGGUAGAAACGGAGCUCAAGAAAGAUUGGACCAAGCGAGAGCGAGAGGCCAAACAGGCGCUGAAGAAAGCGUCCACCCCGGCUACGACGACACCAAAGGUAACCGGCAAACGCAAGGCGGACGGUAGCCAGGUCGGGGCACCGGGGCACAAUGUGAGCAUUAACCUCAGCGUGUCGUUUGGGCCCAAUGGCAAUUUCCAGGUUGCGCCCACUGAGCCGGCGCCCAAGAGGGCGAGGGCUACUCCCGCGGUGAAGCCUACUCCUGCAGCGAAGAAGGCUCCUGCAGCGAAGAAGGCUCCUGCAGCGAAGAAGGCUCCUGCAGCGAAGAAGACUCCAGCAGAAAAGGAGACUCCCGCAGCGAAACCUACUCCUGCAGCGAAGAAGACGACAACGGGUGCUAAAAAGGAGAAGGUUGCUGUCCCGCCGGCUCCCAAACUACCGGCCUCUACCCCUACCACAACCGCCAAAAAGCAAACGGCCCGAUGCACCUCCCGUGCCGGUGCUGCUGCUGGUCGAACAGCCUCUUCCCGUCCUGCCGGGCCCCCCGCCCCGGCGACCACCACUGCCCGUGCGCCCCGAACCAAACAAACUGCCCGGCGCUCUCGGCCAUUCAACCCAGCUACUGCCCCGGGCCGCUCGGCGCCCGCCAACCCGCCGCAGCCCGUCGUCGAGAGCACUCCUACUUACUGGGAUAAUCCCUAUGGUGACGACGACGCACCUCCGCCGUACCCUGGCUCUCCCGACUACGGAAAUGAGUAUAUGGACCAGGAUGACGGCUACGGCGAUGACGGCCACGACGACGAUGGCCACGACGAGGACGGCUACGACAAUGGCUACGGCGGCAACGUGGGCUAUCAACCCCCCAGCGCGUUCUCACCACUCCCUCCGCUCGGCCUCCUCAACGGCCGGUAUCAUGUGAGCUGCACGGCACCUCUAAAGUACGCUGAGGACGGCCGCACAUCCGGCAUCAUCUUCACGCUGGACGGCAACGCGCUCUGGGGCUCCUUCGACAUUGGUCCAUUGUCCGGCAUUCUCUUCCUGGAGGAGCGGCCGUGGGCAUCGUCGCACGAGGAGCUGCCUCUCCAGUGGCGUGCGCGGCUUAAUAUGGGAGACCAUAUGGAAGACUACCUUGAUUGGUGUGAUGCAGAUUUUAUCAGGUUUUCCGGGGACGGGGAGAUCGAUGGGGAAAUCAGGUUUUACGGAACCACGUUGCAGUUUGUAGGAAGAAGGGCCUCGGGGCAGGGGACGAGGAGUGAAGUGAGUUCGGCUUCGAUGAAAAGGCAGUGGGAAGAGUUGGGAUGUUGA
This is a messenger RNA of Dichotomopilus funicola, 1581 nucleotides long. RefSeq lists its product as uncharacterized. The coding region runs from base 1 to 1581 and encodes 526 amino acids. The record is from RefSeq and is a predicted model, not a curated record. Lineage: Eukaryota; Fungi; Ascomycota; Sordariomycetes; Sordariales; Chaetomiaceae. The transcript has a single exon.